AUGGGUCAAGAUUUGGAGCUGGAUUUUGAAAAGUACUGUGUAGUGGAUGGAAGUCCUAAAACUGUUCUUCUAUCUCCUCGCCAUUUGAAUGUCGAAAAAAGAAAGGUUAGAAAGAAACCCAAAUGCCGAAAUGAAGUAUCGUUGAGUCAAAAUAAGGAAUUUACAGAGAUUAGCUUUAAUCGUUACCGUAGUGCAUCGUGUCGAACUGUUCCAUCGAUUAGGUUAGAAGUUGAUGAAUCACCAAGGCGGGGUUCUGUAUAUCAGAGCUCCAACCAAGUAGGUAAAAUGAAUAGAAUCAGAGAAAAGGAAACAGAAGGGAGGAAGAAGAUUGAACUUUCAAGGAGAAGUGCUGCUUCAUUUUCAUUUGAAAUAGUUGAUUCUUUGUGUAGUUCAGAUGAGGAUAAUAGCUCGUUAGGCUCGUUCACAAGUUCAUCUCUAGGUAUAUCUCGAAGUUCAGUCAACAAGGAGAAUCUCUCAAUGAGUAACGAUGAUAAACGUCCUCAUGCCAUCCCUUUGCACAAAUCUUUGUCUGCUAGAUUAGCAAUGCCUCAUUCUCCAACCAAAACAGAAAGCGAUUCCUCCAAGCCUACUAGUCCCAAGACUCGUUUCAGUCCUUUCAGAAAGAUGUUUGACCCCUUCACAAAACCCAAGUCUCAAAAAAGUCCUUUGGGCUCUGCUAUUGAAGAACCUGAUGAACCAACAUCAUCAUCAAAUCCACCAGUUAACACGAGAAACGUUACUUUAAGAAAAUCGUUGCUAAACGAUUUCUCCAACACCGAGGGUGAUACUCAGUCUAUCAAGAAAGAUUCUUGUAGCUCAAUUGUGUCAUCAUCUUCUUCGCCUGCUCACUUAAGUGGGUUCCUUAAGCUAAGGGACAAGAAUGGGGUGCCGUAUUUUGAGUUCUCAGUGAAGAAUCCACAUGAUGUUUGGGUGGCAAAGACAUGGAAGACGGGGGACGGUUUCAAUUGGGUAUAUACGUUUCACAUGGCUCAAAAUAGAAGAAAGAGCAAUGCUAGUGGCCGAGGAUCUAAAGAUCAUAGAAGUAAAGAAUUCUUGAUGAUGGCCCAGAUGCAAGUUUCUUGUUAUUUAUGUACAGAAUUGAUACACGCAGGAGCUUUCGACAACUCCAUGUUCACAGAGUUUGUGUUAUAUGAUCUUGUACGUCCACGGCAAUCUGUUGCACAAAUGCCCGAGGGUUUGAAUCCAAAAGAAAGCUCAAAUGAGGUUAAGUUAGAGGAAAGCACGACUGCUUCUGACUGCUUAACUGCAUCAAAAGUUAGUGUCGUUAUCCCUUCAGGAAACCAUGGUUUGCCAAGCAGUGAAACUCGUGGGGCCUCACCAUUACUUGACCGUUGGAGAUCAGGUGGAGGUUGCGAUUGUGGAGGGUGGGAUAUGGGGUGUCCCCUUGUUGUUUUUGGCAGUUCCGAUUUAAAAAAGGAUGAUGCCUGUAACCUGCCUGUGGAAAUUUUCCUGAAGGGAACUAAAGAGAACACACCGGCUUUAACCAUGAAGUUGACUGAAGAGGGGCAAUAUGCGGUUGACUUCCAUGCACAACUAAGCUCACUACAAGCCUUUUCUGUAUGUGUUGCUAUAUUGCACGGUACAGAAGCCUCCAUUGCCAUUGGUGGGGAUAUGAACAGAAAGAUCAUGCAAUGCGAUUCUUUAAGAGUCUUCAUUGAAGAUGAAGUGAAGCACUUGAUUGAUGCCGUGGCAGAGGGCGAGAAAAGAAAAACAAGUAAGAAUCUUGACGAAAUCCCACCUACUUUUGUAGUUAAUCCGCCUUUUUCUCCAAUGUCUCGUGCAUGAGCCCUAUAGUAGGUGCUCUAAAAGGGUGAUCAGAAAAUUCCCAAUUCUAGUUCACGAAUGCCAAAGGAGCCCAUUUGUUCUUAUUGGAAUUGGUAGCUUCAUAGAGGAACUGUUGACUUCUCAAACCAUCGUGUUUGAUACUUGGUUGCAAAUAAACCAUUAACGAAAAUGCAAAAAGAAACGAGCACACUUUCCAAGAAAUGCGCGAUGUUAACAAAAAGCGUCAAGUACCAUGUUUUCUUGUCCAUUUACAUUCCCAUAAUUUGUUCAACAUCGCUCAUUUUUCCAAAUAUACAAGUGUUCUUUUAAGCAUUUUCGGGAUUUACCAUGGAAAGCCAAAUAUAGAGGUUCAAAAAGUGAAAACUUAAAUUUAAGGUCCAUGAUUCCACGUAAUCAAAGAGGAAAAAGACGCUGUUUAUAUCGAUGGUUUUGGUUUCUUGGGGAAACUUUAAGCAGAAAAACGACAUUGUUUAUAUGAUUGGUUGGUUUUGGAGGGAAAAGUAGUUGAUUUGAAUAUCUUUUGAGAGAUUGUUUUCUGGUGAAGGAAGUGAGAAAGGGGAUAUGAAUCCAUAUAUCAUGUAGGAAGAUGAUUUGCUACAUUUAGUUUUGUAAUGUUAUGUGAAAGUGUAGCAGUGGGAAAUUGUUUUCCACAAAAAGAUAUCCAAAUGGGUAUUAUGGUCUUUUAACAUUCAUGGAGGAAUAUUUGUAUCUCUGGAAUGAUAAAUAAUACAGAAUCU
Cynara cardunculus var. scolymus (artichoke) is the source of this 2543-nucleotide messenger RNA. RefSeq lists its product as uncharacterized. The transcript has 3 exons. The coding region runs from base 1 to 1806 and encodes 601 amino acids. Lineage: Eukaryota; Viridiplantae; Streptophyta; Magnoliopsida; Asterales; Asteraceae. The record is from RefSeq and is a predicted model, not a curated record.